UUGCUUCUCCAUAUUUGGAAAUGUUUACCCACCACACUGAUCUAUUGGAAGAGGAGGAGAUGACUCAGGGUUUAGGAGAAGCAGGAUUUGAAUUCCUGUUUCCAGAAACAAGGUCACCCCCUCCCCCCUCCUCCUGCCCCCCUCUUUCCCCUCCACUCCUUUGCCCCUUGUUUUGGAGGCUGAGGAGAGAAUGUCUCAGUUCCUUUCCCAUCGAGCUUCAGGACCACCUCCUUGCAGUGUCCCGUGCAGUGGGACGGAAGGCUUGUGAGAAGGAGUGAGGGAGAGUGGAGGGCCAGCUGCCUGUGGUGGCCUGACGUCGCGUGGAAACACUGUGAGGCCCAGAGAAAGAAGUGAAGACAGAAUCCAGUCCCCUGAUUCCCAAUCUAGUGUUUGCUCCACCAGUCAUUCAUUGGCAGGAAGAUAUUUGUCUUCAUUGUCACUGGCAUUGCAGUUUGCUUAACUUUGUGUGCACAGACCAUCUCAAGAGCUAGUGAUCUGAGAUACCAACAAUGUCUCACCCAUCUUGGCUGCCCCCCAAAAGCACUGGUGAGCCCCUUGGCCAUGUGCCUGCACGGAUGGAGACCACUCAUUCCUUUGGGACCCCCAGCAUUUCAGUGUCCACACAACAGCCACCUAAGAAAUUUGCUCCAGUAGUUGCUCCAAAGCCCAAGUAUAAUCCAUAUAAGCAACCCGGAGGUGAGGGUGAUUUUCUUCCACCCCCACCUCCACCUCUAGAUGAUCCCAGUGUCCUUCCAUCUGGCUCUGGAAACUUCCCUCCUCCACCUCCACUUGAUGAAGGUGCUUGCAGGGUGCAGCAGGUUAACCCUGGAGGCAAGACCCUGGAGGAGAGACGCUCCAGCCUGGAUGCCGAGAUCGACUCCUUGACCAGCAUCUUGGCUGACCUGGAGGGCAGCUCCCCCUACAAGCCUCGGCCUCCACAAGGCUCUGUUAGUUCAACAGCUUCUCCACCUGUCUCCACCCCUGUCACAGGACACAAGAGAAUGAUCAUUCCAAACCAACCCCCUCUAACUGCAACCAAAAAGUCUACAUUGAAACCACAACCUGCACCCCAGGCUGGACCCAUCCCUGUGGCUCCAAUUGGAACACUCAAGCCCCAGCCUCAGCCAGUCCCAGCCUCCUACACCAUGGCAUCCACCCCAUCAAGACCUACCUUCAAUGUGCAAGUGAAGUCAGCCCAGCCCAGCCCUCAUUACAUGACUGCCCCUGCACCAGGACAGUUUUACAGCCCAGGUUCCCAGGGUUAUAACACUCAGCCAGCUCCUGUCUCUGGGCAGGGUCCACCUCCUCCAAUCCGGGGAGGCAUGGACUACACAUAUGUUCCACCACCAGGACUUCAACCUGAGCCUGGGUAUGGGUACGCCCCCAACCAAGGACGUUAUUAUGAUACCGGUUACCAACCUGGACCUGGCUAUGGUGUUAGAAAUGACUCUGAGCCUGCCUAUAGUCAACAAGGUCACCAGAAUACCUGGAAGUGUGAACCAGGGUACAACCCUCCUGCAGCAGUGAACCAGAACCCUUCUGGGAUGUAUCCUGUCCCUGGACCCAAGAAGACCUAUAUUACAGAUCCUGUUUCUGCCCCCUCUCCUGCACCACUGCAGCCAAAGGGUGGGCACACUGGAUCAGUGGGACCUUCAGCCAUCCCCCCAUCAUUCCGCCCAGAAGAUGAGCUUGAGCACCUGACCAAGAAGAUGCUGUAUGAUAUGGAAAACCCACCCUCCGAUGAGUACUUCGGCCGCUGUGCUCGCUGUGGGGAAAACGUAGUUGGGGAAGGUACAGGUUGUACUGCCAUGGAUCAAGUCUUCCAUGUGGAUUGUUUCACCUGCAUCGUCUGCAGCAACAAGCUCCGUGGGCAGCCUUUCUAUGCGGUGGAAAAGAAGGCAUACUGCGAACCCUGCUACAUUAAUACCCUGGAGCAGUGCAGUGUUUGUUCCAAGCCCAUCAUGGAGCGGAUUCUCCGUGCCACCGGGAAGGCCUAUCACCCUCACUGCUUCACCUGUGUGAUGUGCCACCGCAGCCUGGAUGGGAUCCCGUUCACCGUGGAUGCUGGCGGGCUCAUUCACUGCAUUGAGGACUUCCACAAGAAAUUUGCCCCCCGAUGUUCUGUGUGCAAGGAGCCUAUCAUGCCGGCCCCAGGCCAGGAGGAGACUGUCCGUAUUGUGGCCCUGGAUCGCGAUUUCCACGUUCACUGCUACCGGUGUGAGGAUUGUGGUGGUCUCCUGUCUGAAGGCGAUAACCAAGGCUGCUACCCCUUGGAUGGACACAUCCUCUGCAAGACCUGCAACUCUGCCCGCAUCAGGGUGUUGACCGCCAAGGCUAGCACUGACCUUUAGACACAGCUACCUGUUAAGCUGGUUAGUGGGUGGCACUGAGAAGAAUGAAACACAAGGAAAAGAUUUUAAAAAAAAAAAUAAGAACUAGGGAAAUAGAAGAAAGGAGAUCAAGCUAUGGGAUGGUCUCUGUUCUUCAUCUGCUAAUCUGCUAUUAACCUUUCUUUAGAAGCACAUAGAAUGAGAUUUUUUUUAAAUUCUUACCAAUUCACAUUUCACAUUUAAUCAUGUAGGACCUUGACGGCCUUUGUUCACAAGGACUUCCACAUUUUUGCAUGGAUUAUGCUCCAUCCCAUUCACUUCUGCAUUCCUGUAACUUUUAAUCCCUAUGUUUGUCUCACUUUUCAUCCGGUUGAAUGACUUUUUUUAGUGUGGUAUUUGCUGUCAUGCAGUUUUUCAUGGGUGAAGCUGCCAACUCACAGGUACUUAGACUUGAAAGCUCCAUCCUAUCACUUCCACAUUGCCUGUGAUCAUAAAAUUUAGGCAUUCUUUUCCUGCAUAUUGCAAAGUAUAUCUUUUUGUGGCUACAAACCAGCCAUGUCCCUGGGGGAGAAAAUACACAAUUUAUAUAUUAGACUACAUAGAAUUUGAUUUGUGUAUUACAUAGGUUAAAACAAUCUCAAAUUUGGUUUGCAACUGUCCAAACUUGAAAUCUAUAGUAACCAGUGAUCAGUGCUCAUUUAAAAACAAACAUAAGCCCAUAGCUAAUGAGGGAAGAGGGAGAACAAAACUUCAAUCUUUUCCAAAGAAAUUUCAGGUGGAUCAUGCUGGAAAAAAAGUAAUUGGGGGGCUAUGUUUGAAAAGCCUAUUUUUAUCCCACAGUAUUAUCAAGAUUGUUCUUUUCAAUACUAUCUGGACAUUAUAAUAUUCAUAAACUUUCUUUUCUCUGGAAUCUAACAUUUCUGAGAUUGUCCCACUUUUCAUCUUAAGAAAUAUUGCCAUGCUUUUUUUCUAAUAUCCAAGUACAACUACGAACAUUGACUUUUCUCUCAAGGAAGGUCACUAUAAACAACAGUUUCUAUCACCUCCACCACCAUAGCACACACACAGCCCUGGCCCAGGUCCUUUUUGUCUGACAAUUGCAAAUCAGGGCACAGAAAAUAAAAUUGUGACAUUUUGUUUAGUUUACUUUUAAAAAAAGAAAAGCUUAAAAAGAUUGUGAAACCACAUUUCAUUAUUCUCAUAAUCCUUCUGUAACUCAAAUUACAUAUUGCAGGAGAUAUUUUCAUAUCUUCGAUGUGACAUUUACACCAUACUUUCAUAGACAAUCACUGAAAAAAAAAUUGCCUUUCUGAGCUAAAAAUAUGCAGGGUCUCUGCCUAGAAUCUUUAUUCAAACUCUUAUUGGCCAGUGAGAUGCAUGCCUGCCAACUGCAGAACCAUACUUCUUUAGUUUCUAAUGUGUUUUAUUUAAGGCGAGACACCUAGCUUAGUAAUGUCAGGUUGUCAUUUUGUAAACUAAUUAAAUAUUUUGGAUUGAGAUUCCUUAAACUUCUCUUCAAAUCAUCCAUAAAUAUAUACUUUUAAAUUAUGAACUAUUUUAAAUAUACAAGAAAGUAUAAAUAAUAAUAUAAUGAAUCCCUGUAUACCUACCACCCAGUUUAAGAAAUCAACUAUAACAAAUAUAGUCAUCUUCCCCUGAGUACCAUUUCCUGAUUCCACAAAUAUCUUUUUCAUGAUUAUAAUGUUAUAGAGUCAGUUUUUCUACUCUGAUGAUUUUAUUAAUUUUUUUUUAAUUUUAACAUCCAGAACAGAAAUGAAAAAAAAAUUGUACAUAUUUUAAAUUGUAAUCCAUGCCCCAGGAAUUCCAAUUGCAUUUGUUUUACUUGAAUAGGAGUUAUUAUAAAAGUUGUCAAAUAUUAUUAUUUUUUUAAAUAGAAGCCUCUUAAAGCUAACAUCACUAUAGCUCAUCUAAGUUAAUUUGGGGCUCAUUUGCUUUCGUCACCAAGCAAUUUUGUUUUAGAACCACCAAAGUUAUAGCUAUUAAGAGCUUCUUUUGAUCACUGUUAUUUCCUUACUUUGCUAAUCUUAUCCUUGAGCUUAUAUUUCUCAUAAUGUGAAAUAUAUAGAACUCACUUAAGGGUAGUGUCUGAGUUUUAGGAUACAAUGCCUCUCUCUGAAUUAUAUCUUCCAACAUAAAAGCCAGACCAUGCUAAUGACCUCAAAGAGCACUGACUAUUAGACAAUUAGCAUGACAUUAUAAUCAGCUUGAAUUGAUUAAAUAACUUGUUUUCUAUGAAAUAUUUUUGGGGAAAUUGUCUUUUGGCCAAAAGCAAAGAGCCCAAUCUAUUGAGAGAUGGAUUUUAUCGAAGUGCAGUCAUAUUGUUGUAAAAUUUGCCAAAAGAGAAAGAAUUUAUGAAAUAUUUAUACUAUAAAAAUGCAAUAACAUCCUACUUGUUUGUUACAUUUAAGUGCUUAUGUAACUUAAUGUUUACAUGCCAAAACAAGAGUUAUAAGAAAUACUGUCACAGACAUAUCACAGUGGCAUUGCCAGCAAAAUACUGCUUGCUUACAAUCUUUAGAGUACAUUUUUAUCACAUAACCUCAGAGUAUCUUAACCAAAGAUUUGUAAAGUAAAUCUCUUUUUAAUAUAGACAUAUUAUACUUUUAUGAUAAUGAAUGUACACACAUACAUAGGCGGGAAUAUUUAGAUUAAGAUUUUUUUUUCUUUCACAAGGUAUAAUAAGGAAAGGAUCCUACAAUAUUUUAUUCCAUAUAUUUUCAAAAUAUAUGAUUUAUAUUGCUUUUCUGUUUUUUCUUUUAUCAUUUGAUUUAAACAAUGCCAAGUCACCCUUUACUGUUUAAGUUACAUGAAAUUUUGCCUAUAACAGAGAUAUAAAGAUCAUGUUACCGUAAUGCGUAUAUCCUAUUGUCUUUUGACAAGUUGUCUUUAUUGUUAUCAGUUAAAUACAUAAAUAGUAGAGCAGAAUAUCAUCAAUAGAGCCUAUAAGGGUAAAAACUGGUUUUAAAACAUUGUCAAAAACACAAAUAUUUGGUGAUACAGUAUAACAUGGGAAAAUGGAAAAGAAAAAAAACCCACUAUAUCAUGGGCUCUGUAGACUACUUUAAAGCAAGAAUUUUUAAUUUUCUGGAUCCCUAGCUCAUACUGUCUCAAUGUGGAAUCUUAUCUGGCAAACAAACUUGUUUUUAAAAUUCAAAAAGAAACCAUGUGACCCAGCAUAAGGCAUCAAGAUUUCAGGGUGCUGGACGUCUCUAUAGCUCAAAGAUGUGGGUUCUUUUUCUUGUCAUUAACACAUUGUUGUUUCCAUAGGGCCUUCUCUGGUCAAAAUUACUUCACUGGGCAUGUGCAGGGUAAUGCAGUGGAGUUAUCAACACUAUAUAUGUUUUCUGACUAUGAAAGAUUCUGCAAAGAUGUUUAUGGUGAUGUUUAAAGUACAUAAAACUCUAACUACACUUAUAUAGAUAUUUUAUAGUUGGGUCCAGAGGAGAAAGAGGGCACUUUUCCAAUGGGACUGUAAUAAAGAGUUAAUGGAAUAUAGAUAGGACUCUGAAAACAGCUUUCAACAAUUUUCCUAAUUAGCAAAAAUCCUAUUAAUGUGAACCAGCCAGGAAUAUUUCUAUUUGAUAUGGUUUGGGCUUCUCUUGUCAAAUCUGUGUCGGUUGCCCCCUGAUCCCUCCAUUAUCAAGUUUUGAAGGGUGUUGGGGAAAUUAUGGCAGCUGUUAGGGAGAUCAGGGAAACACUGAUGUAACCUCACAGCCUCUCACCAUUUCUCUUGGCUUAGAAAGCCUUUUUUUUCCAUAUACAUUUCUAGAAAUAUUGCUAUUCUACCUUAGCAUUUCACAUUUGUAGUUUAAACAAGCGAUUGUCCAUCUGUUGCCUAGAACUCCAGUACAUGUGUGUUAUGAAUGAAAUAUGACAGCGUGUUCCAUACCCCUGCUUUAGCCAUCUGCAGGAAAUCAGUAGGCUGAAAAGAUAUACCUCUGCAAAAUGUGCCUUAAAUCUAUUUCCCGGGAUCGCUCUUUUGGUGCACUUUCAUGGGAGACAGUCACAGAGAACAACCUAAAUCCAUUUACACUAUCCUGAAUGCUCCACUGAAGAUUCCAUAAUAUAAAUAACAACCCUAAAUCUCAAAGAUGUAUUCAUCAGAAGUGAAAAACAAAUCCAGAGAAGUCAAGAACUCUUCAUCUUAAUGUGUUCUAAUAACAUUUCUUUUCUCCUUCUCUUUUGGAAGUACCUCACGUGUUCCUACCUUAGGAGAACAUUCUUAUGCCAGAAUGUCAUGUAUUGGAUGUUCUUAGUGUUUAUGAUUUGAAUCUGACUCUGGUUUUCAUCACAUAAUGAAGAUAGAGACUUCAACUUGAGCCCUUUACACCCAUUAAGUAUAUCCAUUUUUUUAAUUGCCUUAGUUUAUAUUAUUAUUAUGAUGACGAUGAUUACUAUUAUUAAUUUUAAGGAGAUAGUAGACAGAACAAGUUGAAAAUCCUGGUCCCAAGUCAUUAUCAAGAACAUUUCAGGUCAGGUUAGUUGCUUGAGAGAUGCGUAGAAUACUUUUCUCAUAAGACUGCUGUUUGGUAAGCAUAUUAUUUUGAACCUUUAAAAUUAUCUGAUUAAGGCUACUAUUACUUGGUGAAUAUUUUUCCUCCCUCUCCCCAUUGCUCCAUUUUUUUUCCCCUCCUUUUCUCCCUACCUUCCUUCAUUUCCACCUUUCUUAUCGAUGCUAUUAUGCUUGGGCUUUUCGUAAAUAAACUAAAUCAAUAUGUUACUAUCCUUAUAGAAUUAUGAUCAUAUUAAGGGAGGAAGGAUACACUGAAAAUAUAUGUGGAACCCAUAAAGCCUUCCUUUCAAGAGGCAUAUAUUUCUGGUUGUGUUUUCAUAAAGUGAGAUAAGCUAAUAGUAUCUUUUAGUUUUAUUUUAAUGAUUUUGCAUCUGGGACCCAAGUAAAAUCAUUCUUGGGCAAAUUUAUUUAUGGCUGAUUUAGUUUUCUCAACUAUAUGCAAAGUGACUUUUCUAACACUAGGUUAAGAUUUUUUAAAAAUUCAAAGCAUUCUGACUAACAAAACAAUUCUUAGUAGUGGCAUGUAAUUUUGUUCCACUGAAACUUGAUAAUAUUGACUUUCAUGGCAAGGAAGAAUUAUUAUCCUUCCAUCAUUUUAAUGUGUGUUAUGACACUAAUAUUAAAUACAAUUGCUGAAUCACAUUUUUGCCCCAUAGGGUAUGUCAGCACCAGAGUAUUGGGGUAUUUUUUGUUUCUGUGUUUUUUGUGAGUUUUUUGUUGUUGUGUUUUGUUUUGUUUUGUUUUGUUUGAGCACAGAUCACAGGUCUUUAUGCUAUUUACAGAAAGCAUCCUGAGAAGAACAACUCUGUGUCUCUCAUUGAAGCACUUUGAAUUUGUUAAAAUUUGGUUCAAUAUUCUUUUGAACUCUGGUGGAUACUGAUAAAUAUAUGCCUUUCAUGUCCAUUUUCUUGGUUUGAAAAAGCUUAUAAUCCUAAAAUUAUGUUUCUGUUUUGGGUUUCUACCCUCACUUCCAUUCUCUACAUGUUUUCACAAGAUUGACAUUGCUUUUUGGUUUGAGAAGGCCAAAUAUGAGGAAUAUAAAACAUAUUACCAAAUAUAAUUAACGAUGGUUUCAGUGGUUACCUUGUUUUGAUAUUUAGCCAGAGUUUUUUGUUUGUUUUUUUUAACCUGUCUUCAAGAAGAGUGGGGUUAGGGAGGGCAAGGGGGAAUUUUAGAAAAGGGGCAAUUCAAUUAAAACUAUGACAAGAGAGUUCUUGUAAAGUGUAGCAUUGAGAAUUUUCAUAAGGGACCAGCAAUCGUUGUUGUUUAAACAAGUAAAAAUAUAUUGCCAACCUGUAUGUAUAAGCUAUUUAAAAAUCACUGUGGCUAACAAUAUAGAUAUUUUCCCCAUGUCAGAAGAGAAUAAAAUGAGAGCUGUCACUAGACCCAAUGGCACGGCCAUAACUACAUCAGAACUUUUAUAAAACAUAUUCCUUCCUUAACAACUUGUGAGAGAGGGGCAUAGCUUGUUCUCUUUCUGACAGAUGGUGGUAAAUAUUCUGACAUACUCCUAGGCAAACUGCACUACACCCUUUAGGACUCUCUGAACGUUAGAAGUUUUUUAUUUUCAAUGUACUUACUUGUAAGAGCAAUAACUAGGUGGGUUUUUUUUUGAUAUGUGGCUUUCUUAUUCAAAUUCAGUCACCCACUGUCUUCAGUGCCUUACCUAAACAGCUAUACUAUAAUUGAUGUAUGCUAGUUAUCUCUUUUUUAGUUGCAAAUACAGAAAGUUGACUUUAUCUUACUAACUUUAAAGAAAAAUAAAUAUAAAAUGGCCUAUUUUCCCUUGAAUGCAGUAAGGACUUGCUCUUUUCUUUGUCUUACUUUCCCAGGCCUUGUGCAAAAAAAUUAAGUUACCCAGUAUGCAUGUGACUGACUUUGUGGAAAGCUGAGUAAUAUGGAAAAUGCAUUUUUAUUAAACUGACAUUUUUCCUUUGAAGUUAAACUGAAAUUACUAAAAUCUUUGCUCUUUAUUUCUAAUUGAUCUUUAAUUGACUGCAGUCUCUAAACACAUAAGUAUUCUAGAGAGAGUAGGAAACCCUGCAGCUAAUUCCUUUGUAAUUAAUAACUAAAGGUGCUUGCAUGAAUCCUUCCCCACUGUAUAUCUUAUUUUUUCCCUAGAUAGUCAUCUAGUUAGUAGCAGUACAAAACCUUGUUCAUCUAACUCUGGUAGACAUUUACCUAAUAUACCUAAAUAGAAGUCUUAUUAUCAGUCCACAAACGCAUUAAGUCAGCUUGGCACUGAAAGAGUAACUUCAAGAUUCAAUUUUCAACCCUAGGAAUAAAACACUGUACCAAGAAUGAGAUGAGUGUAGCUAUGGCAUCUAUUUGUUUUACACCAGUGUAGGUGGUUUUAGCAGACCCUAAACACUAGUGCUAUUCCUAGAUAAACAUAGAAUCAUGGAUCCUUUAGGAGCUGACUCUUCUCUGCAAUUUUUCUGACAAGUCACCAUUCCACAUCUUCUUAGACCUGGCCAAUAUGCAGUACUGCUCAUAGCAAUCCAUUCUACCAUUGGAACAGCUCUUCUUACAAAAGUUCUUCCUUUUGUUGAGCUGAAAUCUGCCUCUAGAACUAACAAAACAAGUGUAUGUCUAAAUCUUUGCCCCUUUAGCUCAGACAUCACCAACCCUUUCAACUUGCCCUUAUUUAUUAACACAAUGUCAAGUCCUAUCAUCUUUCUGAUUCGUCUUCUAACAGUUGGGCCCAAAAAUAUUUUUUAUUUUUAUUUCAAUCUACUCAGUGAAACUUUACAACCACCUUGGUUUGGGCUAGGUGAAAACACAUUCUUCAGGGUUGAAAAUAAACAGAAUUGGAAUCACCAAAGGGAUACAAUAUUCAAUGUGGAAACUUCCUCAAGGACUCCGACCUGGGAAAGUAAACAGCUAGAUGGGGAUAGAUAACCCAUGUGUAUAAAACAGUCCUCUUACUCUGUAUUCUCUACUGUUUUUGAUGUUGCCAAAAGCAAAGGCAUCUUGGAAACAGGAAGUGAGUUAAUGCAUAUGCCAUUCCUAAGACACCAACCUCCUGGCCAAUGUUCAUAAAAUCUCUUCAACCCUUUUCUUGCUCACAUUCUUCAUUCCAAAUAUGCAGAAGAGUCCUGGACACUAUGUAGGGUCUAACAAAAUAAUUACUGGUUGAUUAGUUUUGAAAUUCAUUUUCAUCCAUCCUGUGCUCAAAUGUUUGUAUCCAGAGUUCUUGCGCUUCUACCAACAGAGCAGCUUUCCUCCAUGAUCAGUUUAGGUGCUAUCCUUAGGAGUCUAUGUUUUCUCUUUCGUCCUUCCAACAUUCAUAUCCCUUACUUGCUCCUUAAUUUAAUAAUCAUCUACUAAUCACUGUAAGAGAAUCAGCCAGUAGGUAACUUUGGUUCAGACCAACUGUGAUAAGUUCUGUAGUAAGGGGCCACAGUAAGGCUUGUAGGAGGAGGUGAAAUUCGGUAAGAAAUCUUAAAUUGGAAGACCUAGAAUAGAGGAAAGAGUAUUCAAGGCACGAAAACAACAGGGAAACUCUGGCUACAUUCAGAGAAGACCCUCUUUCUUGGCCAAAGUAUCACAGAUUCUGGAUUUUCUUCUUUACAGGAGAUAUUCAGAGUUAAUGGGAAGGAAAAUGCAUGGAGAAAGGCUAUUUCAAUGGUCACUUGCCUUUUUUGUCUCUUUAUAAUUGGAAAAGAGGCUGAGCUGCCAGAAUAUAAUCCAGCACAUGCAAUAUGAACAGGAAGCAGCCCUCCAUGUACUUUAUUUAUCACAUAGAAAAUGUGCAUUUUUGCCUUGGAUUGCUAUUUAGUUUAAGUGGUAUUCCUUAGUCUUUGGGAGGACAAGGCUAUUUCAACCCCAGCUUUGAAAUAAGAGCCUUAUAUGCAGAAUCUGUCAUCUGUCUCCUGGGCAGGACCUGGGGGUGGCUUUCUAAGAUCUAAAAUAAUAAUUCCUAAGAGAGCUUACAAACUGCUUUCAUACAUAAAACAGCCCUGGAAGAAGAUUAUUAAUAGCCCUAUACUGGAAGAGAAAGCUGAGGCUCAGAAUCUAAGUAACUUGCCAAAAGCUUGUAAGUGGCAGACUAGGGGACUUACCCAGGUCUUGCAAGUCCAGUGAGGUUUCCAGCGGCCACUCUCAAGGCCCCCAAUAUCACAGAGGACAAUAUGUACUUCUCACAAGCUACUUUGCCCCAUUAAAAGUCAUCCAGGUAUAGUCACAUAGACCAUGAGGUAUCAGGUGGCAAAUCCACGUGUCCUGUUUGAGAUUGAGAUCAUUUAGAGUUUCUGUGUAAGUCUUCAGUGUCAUUUUAUGGGACAUCACUAGGUAUUCUGGUCCGGGCAACACUGUGACGAAGUUGGUGGAGAACAGCCACUGAUGAGAACAAACAACCUUGGCACUGAAGCACAUUGCAUCAAAUUUCCCCAGGGAGAAAUUGGCUUACAUUACAUUAACUGCAAAACUCUCUGAGGCUGUGAUGUUCAGAAUAUCAACUGAGUCCACAUCAUUUAGAAUUCAGUGGAGUACAGAGGUGACUUGAUCCUUAAGCUCUUUCCUGCAGGCUGCAAUUUAUGCCCCACAGAGGCAGAAACUGCUAUAGGUAGAGGACAUGUUAGUUUCUUUCUCCGUUAACAUUUGUUCAGAGCCCACCAUGUGUCUGUUGCUCCAUCAGGCAUUUCUGAACCAACCAACCCAUGACCUUGAAAUGUCUGUAAACAAAUGCUAUUGAACUGAUUGUGUUUCUGAGAUUUGGCCUUUGCCAUUUGAUUGACUAGACUUCCUAGGCCGUUUUAGUUUUAUGAUUUGUGUCCUUAUCGCAAGGAAUUUGGUUCUGUGUUGUUUCCAAAAUACAUACUUGGAAGACUCGCUGUAUAGUCUAGAGGCUUCUCUAUAUGGCAGUUCAACAGCCAGGCAUUCCUCUUGAGCUGCAUUCCUCAAGUCUUUGCAUAUGGGGGCAUGCUCUUGGGUUUUUUUGUCUCCUCCAUUCCUCUCUUCUUGACUUUAAGUUAAAAUCUUGUGAACUGAUUGAAAAAUAUACAUUCUCCACCUGUGUUAAAUCUACUACAGGAAACCUUUAAGGUGAUCUUAUCUUGUAAGCUUUCUAGGCAUUUUCUCGCCCUAGAGUCUAACAUCCAUCAAGCCAGUCUCAUCAUCCAUCUUCUUACCCCUGGGUUUAAUGAAAGCCAGGGUAAAUAACAAUGGCCUCGCACGCCCUCCCAGUCUUCACACCUGGUGAAUACAGGCGAUACCUGUGGGCCGGCAGAGUGGUGGCCUUGGCUGAAACAGCAACAUUAAGAUGCUGGAAAGGUACCUCAGCUUCCGUGAUGAAUGUUAGGGCCUGUGGAAUGGAACUGAUUCUUGCAGAAUGGAUGGAGUACCCCCUUUCCAGGGAAUGGGUUAAGAGAAUAAGCAUUUUGAGAUUUUCUCAGGAUUAUCUAGGUGAGUACACCUGAGCAAAACCUCACUUGGGCGGACCUUGAAUGUCUUAUUAGACGGAAUGAAAGAACAGUAAUGCAGUGCACGUGAACAAGCAGCCUUUAAAAACGUAGAAGCAGCCACAAACCCUGAUUUAUCUUUACAUAAUGCAACAAAAGUAACUAAUGAAAAUUUCUCUUCCUCCACUUUACACAAUAUAGUUUCCAUAUUUAGAGAAAUUUAAAACACACACACACACAUACACACACACACCCUUCCAAGAAAGCUGAUCCUUCAAAAAAGAAAUCUUAUUUUAAAACACUUUGGUUUUUCAGGCCAGGAAAUUAACAAUUCCUAGACCUGACCCAUUUCUGUGGCUGACAAAAAAGGAAAAGAAAAAGCUAUUUAAAUUCUGUAUGGAUCCAUUUAUUUCUUAAAAUAUGCCAAAGCAAUUUGAGGUGGGGGUGGAAACUAAGGUAUUUCUCUCCUGCUUGAUUCUCUCUUUGCAUUUCUAUCUGUCAGGAAAAGAGUAAAAAUCUAUUCCUGGGCUAUUAUUAUUGAUGCAUUGUGUUGCCACUGUACAAUGCAUGCUUUGCUUCAUCCUGAGGCAUCAGGAUAAUAGUUGCUUUCUCAGCUCCAUUUCCUCCAUCAUGGGAAAGCAAAUAUUAAGUAUGAAUGUCUUUCCUCCCAAAUUAUUUAACUCCAUUUCUGAACUAGCUUAGAAAAUGUGAAAUGGGGAGAGCUCAAUUUUCUUGGAUACAUUUCUCCUUUUCUUUUGUUUCUUGAGAAUUACAUUUAAGAAUAAAGAAAAAAAUCCAGUUCAUUCUCAUCUUUCUUUCUCUUUGGGUGACAGUGAUGAUCCCUUAGUAAUUAUAAGCUAGAAAGAGAAUAACUUAUCCAGAUUGGGAUGUAUCUGCCAAUGUGUUUCAGUCCUUGAAAUAUAGACUUUGAGAGGACAAGGAUUUUUUUUAAUUAUUAUUCAAAUGUCUUCAUAUUUUAAAACUUUCAAAUAGUAAAAGGAGACUUGAUAUUUGGGCAGAGUUUGUAUUUUACCAACCCUGUAUACCUUCUGCUUAGUUUUGAAAUGAAUGUCAAUGCAUCAGCAUAACAGGUUAAUUGCCAAAAAUUUGAGUUAAAGUGCCUUGGGCCCUCCCUCACUAGGUAGCAAAGUUGAACUGACAAAAAUAGUGCCAUCUUCCCAACUCAGCUGAAAUGUCUGAGCUGAGGUGCAUUCUUGAUAAAAGAGAUUUAGGACCCUAAAACUAAAUCUUGUCACCAAUAUUUUAUAAAGAAGUAGAAGCAGAAAUCUUUAUUCCUUUUAUUACUCCUUUAUUCUGUUGGGAAAGCUGAUAAGCAAGUUAUCCAAGAACAUGUCCGUAAUUAAUAAAAUUGGAAUGUUCCCCCCUAAAAAUCUGAAUUAUGCUCUCAUUCUUUUUCAGGAAACUGAUAUAUCAAAGAGCAAAUAGAAUUAAAGAUGACACUCAAGUGUCUGAUUGUUUAGCAUGAAUGAAAUACCAUGUGGUUUAAUGUGUCUUAAGCUAAAAUUUAAACUCAGAUGCAAAAAAUUUAACAUCUGGAUAUGGUAUUGAACCUUUACAAGGUUAUCAGUGCCAUGACCUGCUUUGUUUUUUUGUUUGGUUUGGUCUUUGCACCUUCACCUUUACCAUUGCUUUAAGAGAUUUGGGGCUCGCUCUUUCUCUCCUGUUAGGUAUGGGGAUUUGUGCAUUUUGAGACACACAAGAAAAGGAAAGGGGAAAAACUUUCUGAGUAACAAAUCUGUGCCCUAAAGUAGACGUGACUGGAAGAUGCAGUGCCUGAGGAUAGUAAUUUUCCCUGAGCUGCGAACAUAAGCUUCUAUUUCAUGGCUUUGUCAGAGGCUUUUCUCCUUCUCUGCUGUCACCUUUGAGAAAAACGGUUGCACCUUCUCCAAAUCUGCCUUUUUAACAGCGACAGUUGAGUUGGCAAGUCUUCCGCAGCUCUGAAUAUAGCCAUUUGCCGACUCCGGCCUCUUUGCGAGACUGACUGAAAUCUGUGAUCUUCUGUUCAGCGUACACAUCAGCAAAGUGAGAAGAUGAGCACUAAAUAUAGGCUCUAUUAACUUUACUUUUAGAUCUGCUGCUUUCAAAAAGUGCCUAUUCUGGGAAACAUAAACGUUAUUCCUACAUAUGUAUGUACACACAAACAGUACUCAGAAUCAUACUGCACAGCCUUCUAAAACAUACCAUCAAAAGGAGUAGGUGCUGAGAUAAGGAAACCUUGCCAAAUGGAAGAAAGGCACUCAUUUCCAAUAUCCCCAAACGAGUGGCACCAUGAAAUGGGCUGCAAACGCAUUCCCUGAGCGUUCCUUGCUGAUACAGCCACUUUAUAUUUAUAUCCUACUUGAUGGUGGCACAGUUCUCAGGUUUCCUGUUCUCUGCUUUAAGGGAAUAUAUGUUUUAUGGAAUUGGAACAUUUAGUCAGGGAAAUCAUGUUUAAAAGAAUUAAUAGAGCAAGGUCCAUUUUAAGAUAUGUGUCAUAUGUGUAUUUUUAUAAACUAAGCAUUGGUGGGUUUAGAAUGUCAACACGUUUCUGCUUUUCUCUCUCAGGCUAACAACAGAGAAAACUGAAGAAGAGUCUUGGCUGUGGGGAUUUGAGAUUCAAGGGGCCAAAUGUCCUUGCCAGAUACUUAGAGCAUUUUUACUUUGGCUCCUAAAGAUAGCAGCACAUGUUAUUUGAUGGUUUUGUUUCCAUAGUUCUUUCUGUGACAGGAUAUCUGUAGAUGUUGAUGGGAGAGCAGCAGAGCUUAGAAUGAUGGAUUCUUUUCCAGCUAUGGUAAUAGGGGAGUGCCCAGGUAAAUAGGUCGACGGAGCAUGGUUGUAGGAGAUAACGGUGGUCAUGCUUUUACAACAAGACCUUUUUAUCCUUAUUUAUGUGUCCUCUGACUCUAACAGCCACAAAUUAUGUUUCCCAUAUUGCUCCUUUCCUUCUAAGCCAGUUGACUCUAUAUUCACUUGAAUAUGCCAUCGUUUCAAGAAAGGGAAAUACCUCCAGUUAGCCCUUCUCCAAGGAAGCUUCUGAUGUCCUCUUCAUCACAAAGUUGCCUCCUGCCCCACCCAGUUUCACCAAAUAGAAGUAAAGGGGGAAAAGCUAUGGAAGAUGGUUUCCAUGCCAUAGCAAUCAGCAACCAUUCUGUUUUCCAUGUAAGAAGCCCCACUGCCCAAAUUUGGGAUGAGAGUGGAACAGUUCCCUGUUUCCUGGGUUCACAAGUGUGGCCCACCCUACUUUAGCUGUCAUCAUUUUAUGAGACUAGUCGGCUCUUCACUAAUAGUGCCUACUCUUCCUGUUGCUGUUCCCUUUUUUAUUUCUACCUUGUCCAAUUUCAACACCAGUUAUUUUCGAUUUUUUAGAGAAUCAGAAUUUUAGUACUAGAAAAGAGUACUAAAAUAUCUGUGCAGUGUUUUAAGGAGUGUUGGGAUGCAGGUGUUUUCCUCCUUGGAAACAAGAUGGACUUGGAAAGAGACAAAUACUGUUUUGCUUUAGGUUUCAGGCUGAAUAUUGUGACUGUAUGAUAUAGUUUUAUAUAGAGGUUAAAUGGUGUUUAAAAGUGGAUAGAUGAAGGAGAAGGGAGAGACAGUGAGAAGCCAGGUUUUCUCCAGGAAAAAAAAAAAUUUAUCUAUGGAGAGCAAGCACUUCCCACUAGAUAAGCACAAUUACAACCCCAGCAUGAUUGGCUAGUCUGCUCAUAGACUUAGGGAAAGCCACAGAAUAACAUAGGGAAUAUGCCUAUUUUCACAAGUACAAUACUGACAGAGCCAUGGUAUUCCUAAAAUAUAGGUUUCUCUUGUAAAUUUUAUUCCUAGUGAAUUGCAUUUUUCCACUACUGACAUAUCCAAAAUAGCCCACAUGGGUCCUUAUGAAAAUAAGAGAAUGAAACCUGUUAUAAGCAAGUGAUUUGGUAUUUUCUUUUGUACUAUGCAUUAUCCAACUAUAUUAAAACAUGUUUCUAUUUACCUUAUAUCAAUUAUGUUUCUCUAUCAAUUAUGUUUUUUUUAAAUUCUCUAUAAGAAUAAAUAUGAAAAUUCUAUUCCUUGUUUCUGUAAAAGAAUUGCAACUACUUUCUUGUAUUUCGAAAUCCAUUAAGCUUAUUAUAUUUA
This is a messenger RNA of Choloepus didactylus (southern two-toed sloth), 16379 nucleotides long. RefSeq names its product LIM domain containing preferred translocation partner in lipoma (gene LPP). The record is from RefSeq and is a predicted model, not a curated record. Bases 510 to 2351 code for a protein of 613 amino acids. The transcript has 12 exons. Gene Ontology annotation, cellular component: stress fiber; focal adhesion. NCBI's taxonomy places the organism in Eukaryota, Metazoa, Chordata, Mammalia, Pilosa, Megalonychidae. Gene Ontology annotation, biological process: cell-cell adhesion.